Molecule: messenger RNA, 1613 nt
Organism: Zychaea mexicana
Lineage: Eukaryota; Fungi; Mucoromycota; Mucoromycetes; Mucorales; Lichtheimiaceae
Exons: 2
Coding region: 222-1511 (429 amino acids)
Source: RefSeq, a predicted model, not a curated record
CAACAAGCAAAAACCUCUUUUUUUAUAUUAUUUUACUUGCACUCAUUUACCCUCUUGUUUUCCUUUUUUCGUGGGGCCCCUUAAUAAGACGUACACUCGCAGGCCUUUUUUUUUGUUGAGAAUAUACACAAUUUUACAAGCUGGAUCAACAAAUCUACAAUUGCAAUAGCGUGGCCGAGUACGGUCCCAAUGUCCCUGUACUUCUCCAUGUACCUUGUACCAUGGAGAAUCCAGAACCCAUUGUCGUCAUUAAGCGAGAAUCCACACCUACCGGCCAACCGCCUGUUGUUUUAAUAACGGGCGUAUUUAUUAAAGAGAAACGGCCCAUUAUUGUGGAUGAACGACGGGAUCAAUCCAAAGAACUCAUGGUCUUCGAUCGACGAUCGACCACCACGGUCUCCAAGGAAUUCUCAACACCCGGGUUUUACCCGCUCGACGCCACGCACGGGCCUCUCAUGUCACUGCUGGCGGCGGUUCGUCUCCUCGACCCCGUUGAAUCUCAGUCUUCUUCAACAACGUCUGCUGCUCCUCAACAGAAUAGCAAUAACAGUAAUAACCAAAAUUCGCAGUUUUCGUAUCCCAUGAUGCUUCCACAGAACAGCAUGUACUACGGAAUGCCUGUGCGACCCGGUGUGCCUCCCAUCCCGUCACCAGCAAAUCUCCCACCGCAGCUACUUCCAGUAUUGCAACCGUACCUUUUUGGCCAGCAGCAGCAGCAGCAGCAGCAGCAACAGCUACAACAACACCACUCAAUUCAUAAUCAACACCACCACCGCCAUCCUGUCCACUCACAGCAACAUCAGCAGCAGCAUCAUUCUAUACCCUCCCAGCAAAGUUACCAUCAUCCAAGCUCAUAUACUCAACGCAAACCAGUACAACAUGCGGCACUCGCAGCAGCAGUAGCAGCAGCUGGAAAUUCACGUUCAUCUCCGGCACUGACCCCCGGCGGCGGUCCGACAGAACUCCGAAACAGCUCAAUGUCUCCAAUGAACCAUCGCAUUCAACGUAAACAGCCGCAGUAUCUUUCCAAUAACAGCUCCAACACACCCGACAACAACAAUAAUAACAACAACAAGUCUGUACCUUCCUCUUCUCCUCGCCGCGUACGGUUUGCCAAAAAGAACCAGGUGUUCAACUAUGACGUAGAGGAAGAAGAUUACAAUACACACCACUACGGAGACCGCGGUGAUGAUAUAGAUGACAAUGACGAGAGUGACCAAUGGGAAGAAUAUGAGGAGGAGGAGGAAGAAGAAGACGACGCCUAUUACGGCAACGCUGACCAGAAUCACUACUACUACGACGAUCAAGAAGAUGACAUACGACGCAUUCGACGGCCGUGGACUUCUCCAAGGAUGAUUGCAAGGGAGCAACCACAUGAUGUAUAUAGCUUUCCAUCGUCACGCGCCACCUCUCGCUUCCCUUCCACUGGUAGUAGUAGACGGAAGGGAAGAAGACAGCAGUGGCCUGUAGUUUCUCGCUCAACGCUUCAUUUGCAUGAUACAGAAGUAUAAUCACUUUUAAAAAUUACAAGUUUAAUUAGUAAUAACCUCCCCUCCCAAUGAGGGUGCUUGAUGGUGGCAUUGAUAUACAUAAAAAGAGAGAUAAGUAAUUAG